GAGUGUACUACCAGUUAUCGCCCAUACGUUGACUUGCCGAAUCAUCUGCUCCGAGUAUAUAUAGAAAAUCUAUAGGUUUUGAUGGUUUAGUUGGUAACCCGCACUCAACCUAGAAGUGAACCAACAGAGAUCGCUUAGUUAGUAGCUUCUUCCUCUUUACCUUUAUAAACGGCAUUGUGGUUGACCGUUCAUAAUUUGUUUGGUCUGCAGAACGAUCGAUCGAAUUCAAUAGUAGAGAGUUGAAUUCUGAAUCGAUACAACGAAAAUUUUCCAAUAAAAAGGAUUAUACACAAAAACUCGCAGAAAUACAAAAGGAUUACGCGUUCACGACCGGGAGUUGUGAUUGAAUUGUGCUCAAAAUGAGGAGCGCUCUUAUUAUUUUGGCGCUUUGCGUCGCCGGCAUCUAUGCCGAUGCAAGCACGGAUACACUUUUGAGAAAAGCACGUGCUGCUGAGGGUUAUGAUUACCCUCCACCCUCCAUACCAUUUCCCGAACCUACGCGCCCAACGCAACCACCUGUGACACGCCCACCAGCACCGAAGACUACACGUCCACCACCCCCGGUGACGAGACCACCACCAACUUAUUUGCCACCCACAAAUAAGCCACAACCACCAGCACCUAAGCCAACAACGCGUCCACCACCACCGCCGGUGACUCGUCCACCAGCACCAAAGACAACUCGCCCACCACCCCCGGCGACGAGACCACCACCAACUUAUUUGCCACCCACAAAUAAGCCACAACCACCAGCACCUAAGCCAACGACGCGACCACCACCACCACCGGUGACACGUCCCCCACCCCCGGCGACGAGACCACCAGCAACUUACUUGCCACCCACAAAUAAGCCACAACCACCAGCACCUAAGCCAACAACGCGUCCACCGCCACCACCGGUGACACGUCCACCAGCACCAAAAACCACACGUCCACCGCCACCACCAACAUACUUGCCACCAACCAACAAACCACAGCCACCGGCACCAAAACCGACAACGCGUCCACCACCACCGCCAGUAACUCGCCCACCAGUUGAACGUACUACAUAUGUCUAUGAUAGGCCCGAAAAUCCAUUGACCUAUCCUCCACCAACCAACAAGCCACAACCCCCAGCACCUAAGCCAACUACUCGUCCACCACCACCUCCAGUGACUCGUCCUCCUCCACCACGUACAACUCCGGCGCCAACAUAUUUGCCACCCACCAACAAACCGCAGCCUCCGGCACCUAAACCAACAACCCGUCCACCACCACCAGUGACUCGUCCUCCACCACCGAAGACUACACGUCCUCCACCUCCAGUGACGAGACCACCACCAACAUACUUGCCACCCACCAACAAACCACAGCCUCCAGCACCUAAGCCAACAACCCGUCCACCACCACCACCAGUGACUCGGCCCCCGGUACCGAAGACAACUCGUCCUCCCCCUCCAGUAACGAAGCCACCACCAACUUACUUGCCACCAACCAACAAACCACAGCCACCAGCACCUAAACCAACCACCCGUCCACCACCACCAGUAACACGUCCACCACCACCAAGAACAACACCAGGUCCAACAUAUUUGCCACCAACCAACAAACCACAGCCACCAGCACCUAAACCAACAACCCGCCCGCCACCACCAGUAACUCGUCCACCACCACCGAAGACAACUCGUCCUCCACCUCCGGUGACGAAGCCACCACCAACCUACUUGCCACCAACCAACAAACCCCAGCCACCAGCACCUAAACCAACAACGCGCCCGCCACCACCAGUAACUCGUCCACCAGCACCGAAGACAACUCGUCCUCCACCUCCAGUGACGAAGCCACCACCAACUUACUUGCCACCCACUAAUAAACCACAACCACCAGCACCAAAACCAACAACUCGCCCACCACCACCGGUGACACGUCCACCACCACCACGCACUACUCCGGGUCCUACCUACUUACCACCCACCAACAAACCACAGCCGCCGGCACCUAAGCCAACCACCCGUCCACCUCCACCACCAGUGACUCGUCCACCAGCACCGAAGACAACACGUCCUCCACCACCAGUGACUAAGCCACCUCCAACUUACUUGCCACCAACCAACAAACCACAGCCACCAGCACCUAAACCAACAACCCGCCCACCACCACCAGUGACUCGUCCACCAGCACCGAAGACAACACGUCCUCCACCACCAGUGACUAAGCCACCUCCAACUUACUUGCCACCAACCAACAAACCACAGCCACCAGCACCUAAACCAACAACCCGCCCACCACCACCAGUGACUCGUCCACCAGCACCGAAGACAACACGUCCUCCACCACCAGUGACUAAGCCACCUCCAACUUACUUGCCACCAACCAACAAACCACAGCCACCAGCACCUAAACCAACAACCCGCCCACCACCACCAGUGACUCGUCCACCAGCACCGAAGACAACACGUCCUCCACCACCAGUGACUAAGCCACCACCAACUUACUUGCCACCAACCAACAAACCACAGCCACCAGCACCUAAACCAACAACCCGCCCACCCCCACCAGUAACUCGUCCACCACCACCACCAGUCACUCGUCCACCAGUACCGAAGACAACUCGUCCUCCACCACCCCGCACUACUCCAGGUCCAACAUACUUACCACCCACCAAUAAGCCACAGCCACCUGCACCUAAACCAACAACCCGUCCACCACCACCAGUGACUCGUCCACCAGCACCGAAGACAACUCGUCCUCCACCUCCAGUGACGAGGCCACCUCCAACCUACUUGCCACCAACCAACAAACCACAGCCACCAGCACCUAAACCAACCACCCGUCCACCACCACCAGUGACUCGUCCACCACCACCAAGAACAACUCGCCCACCACCACCACCAGUAACACGUCCCCCACCACCACAACCACAACCAACUCCCAAGGAUGAGGGUUACAAAUAUCCCAAGCCAAGCAUUCCUUUCGAUUUUUAAGUGCCGAGUUAACUGUAACAGUUGAAUUUGCUCAAUAUUAUGUUAAGAAAGAAAGAUAGCCUGCGAGUUUUAAAGGAUAUUUAAAUAAAAAAAAGUAGUGGUGAAGCUCAUUAACGCCGAAAGCUAACACAAUCUAGCGAUGUGGUACCAACAAUUAAACUAGGGCUAGAUUACUCUAGUCAAUACAAUAUGAGAAUGUUAUUUUUACUUUCGGCUCCCACAAGAGCUCUGCAUAGCAAGAAUAUCAAAUGUUUUUUCCUUUUUGUUUAUACUUAAAAAUAAAAAAAAUACUCUUACAAUUAGACGUACGUAUUUUAUAUGAAGAAAAAAAUAUCCACCAUUUUGUUUUUGUAUUUCGGAUGUAAUUUUUUACCAGUUUUGUAAGGCAAACAAGUUGUCAUUGUAUGAAAGAGUUUAUUGAAAACAAUAAAUUAUGUAUGUACCUAAAAAUGUUUAAAA
Molecule: messenger RNA, 3422 nt
Organism: Ceratitis capitata (Mediterranean fruit fly)
Lineage: Eukaryota; Metazoa; Arthropoda; Insecta; Diptera; Tephritidae
Product: proline-rich extensin-like protein EPR1
Exons: 3
Coding region: 360-2963 (867 amino acids)
Source: RefSeq, a predicted model, not a curated record